AUGGCACCUAAACCGAUACCGAAUGAUAACCCGCAUCAUUACGAGUCAGACUUCCAACAAGGCCAAGUUUUUCUAGCCCAUAAUCUCCAACGGCGACUAGGUAAUCGACAGGUCCAGCUGCUCGCCAUCGGUGGAUCAAUCGGAACUGCGCUCUUUGUGAGCAUUGGCAAUGGCCUAGCUGCUGGCGGACCUGGUAGCUUGCUUGUUGCAUUUUCGCUCUAUUGCCUAGUACUCGCCUGUGUGAACAACUGUAUCUCGGAAAUGUCCGUCCUACACCCUGUUUCCGGUGGCUUCAUUCGCCUGGCUGCAAAAUGGGUCGACGAGGCUCUAGGGUUCAUGGUCGGAUGGACAUUCUUCUUCUAUGAGGCACUGAUGAUCCCCUUUGAGAUCACGGCAAUCAACCUCCUGCUUAGCUACUGGAGAGACGACAUCCCGCCAGCUGCUGUUUGCGUCGCAUGUAUUGUCCUCUACGCUAUCAUUAAUGUAUUGGCUGUGCAGUUGUUCGGCGAGGCAGAGUUUUGGCUCUCCGGCGGCAAAGUCAUACUAAUUAUUAUUCUGUUCAUGUUCACCUUCGUCACUAUGGUCGGUGGCAAUCCACAGCGCGAUGCCUACGGAUUUCGGUAUUGGAACCACCCCGGUGCGUUUGCAGAGUAUAGGUCUACUGGUAACCUGGGGCGAUUCGAGGGUUUCCUAUCCUGUCUGUGGUCCGCAGCCUUCACUAUAGUUGGCCCGGAAUACAUUUCCGUUGCCGCCGCCGAAACAAAACACCCCCGUGUUGUCUUAAAGAAGGCCUUCAAAACGGUCUACUUCCGCUUUGGUGCCUUCUUCGUCUUGGGCGCUUUGUGCGUAGGUAUACUAGUGCCCUGGAACGAUUCAACACUCCAGUCCAAUCUCACAGGUGAAAGCACUACCGGCGGCGCGGCUGGGUCUCCUUACAUCAUUGCUAUGGCCAAUCUGGGCGUACCAGUUCUCCCGCACGUUGUGAACGCACUGCUGAUUGUGACCGUGUUCUCCGCCGGCAACACCUUGACAUACUGUGCAACCCGGUCAAUCUACAGCUUAGCGCUUGACGGACACGCACCGAGUUUUAUUCGCAAGACAACAAAGAAUGGAGUUCCCAUCUACGCAUUCUUAUGUGUGAUACCUUUUCCUUUCUUGUCCUUUCUACAACUAUCCAACAGCUCCUCCAAUGUCUUGACAUGGCUGAUUUCUCUCGUUACCGCCGGCAUUCUGAUCGUCUAUGUCGUCAUAUGUAUCACCUAUAUCCAGUUUUAUCGGGCAUGUCAAGCGCAAGGUAUUAACCGUGCGUCAUUCCCUUAUGUUGGUUACUUCCAACCAUAUUGCGCCUAUAUCGGCCUUUUCGUUAUUUCACUAGUUUUGAUUUUUUACGGCUACCACGCAUUUGACCCUUGGAAUGUCGAGACAUUCUUCCAAAACUACACCAUGCAACUGGUUGCGCCGAUACUAUUUCUGGGAUGGAAACUGAUCCGCAGAAGUCGAUUCCUGAAGCCCAACGAGAUUGACUUGAUCUGGGAGCGACCGACUGUGGACAAUUAUGAAUCUCAAUUUACGAAUACUCCACCAGGUUUCUGGACUGAGAUGGGCUGGAUUGUGGGUAUUGGAAAGGGCGAGAAGGAGGACGAUGAGAAUCUUCAUGCAUAA
This is a messenger RNA of Aspergillus melleus, 1662 nucleotides long. RefSeq lists its product as uncharacterized. Gene Ontology annotation, biological process: amino acid transmembrane transport. The transcript has 2 exons. The record is from RefSeq and is a predicted model, not a curated record. Gene Ontology annotation, molecular function: amino acid transmembrane transporter activity. NCBI's taxonomy places the organism in Eukaryota, Fungi, Ascomycota, Eurotiomycetes, Eurotiales, Aspergillaceae. Gene Ontology annotation, cellular component: membrane. Bases 1 to 1662 code for a protein of 553 amino acids.